Lottia gigantea (owl limpet) is the source of this 1238-nucleotide messenger RNA. RefSeq lists its product as hypothetical. The coding region runs from base 380 to 820 and encodes 146 amino acids. The transcript has a single exon. NCBI's taxonomy places the organism in Eukaryota, Metazoa, Mollusca, Gastropoda, Lottiidae. Gene Ontology annotation, molecular function: actin binding. The record is from RefSeq and is a predicted model, not a curated record.
GUCUGCAGUAGAAGCAACAUCACAUCAUAUGAAGUUAAUAUUUGGAUAUGUGCUUUAAAGUUAGAAAGAAACAUUAGAUUGUGCCUCGACCAUUGUUUUGUCAAAAGUUUGUGCGGUUUUUUUGCAUUGAUUAGUGACAUUUCUUGGAACGUUCAAGGUUUGAAAACAGGUUUUCUAAAAUAUUUGAACUGUUGACAGAUUUCAUUUAAAUGGUCGUAUUUUCUAGACAUUCUAUGUUACCAUUUGUUCAACUUUUCAACGACAACCACUAUUAUGAAUACUUAAUUGGAGUCGGACAAACCAAAGAUUUUGAAGAAACUCUCGUCUUUAUCAAUUUAAUACGCAAGUAUCUUUUGUUGUUGUUCCAUUUAACUUCAAUAUGAAAAUCGCAGCCGAUACACACUUCCAUACGACCGAAAGUAAACGAAAUACCCAGUACUCGGGAAUGACAUGGGAAAGUCUUUUAGACCGAUUGACAAGCAGAGGAAAGGUGGAAACUGUAGCCAUUACUAAUUUAGAAGGAGAAGUUCUAGCAUCUACAGCUGAUUGGGAUUUGACUGAUGGUGAGACGAUAGGGAUAUUGAAAGCAGUAUCCAGUCAUUACGAUUCUCUGAUCAGAAUGAAGAUAACUGAUACCAUGUAUACAUGUUUUCGUCAUGAUAACAGUGAAACUAUCGUUGGUAAAGCUGAGAACCGGGUCUUGGUCGCCCACAUCUGUCACCAGUGUAUGGUGAUUGGAUUCUCAGACAUCCAAUCUCCUGGUUCUUGCAUAUACGACAUCACAGAAUUUGGAAAACAUAUUGAAAAGCGAGGACUAUAAACAUUGAUUUUAACAGCUGUUUUUGUUUGAAGUACCCCUCCAGUGAGUGAUGUGUUCUCAUCGUAAGAUGUUCAGUUAGAACUGUUAUUAACAAUGAACGUUUAUGAGAACCUCUGUAAACUUUACUUCUCGACUUGUAUACACGUUUCAAUUUGUUUUUCAAACAUUUUACAACAACAGAAUCAUCCAAGACUGAAAUUUGAAUCCGUAAUCCGGGUUCAAUAUUAGUUUGACCUCGUACCCUGUACCCGGUGAUAAUUAGCAGGUAUCAUAUUCCAAUUAAUGACUGCACAUUUAUUGUUACCAUGACAACAGUUUUCAAUGAAAUGCCUUUGGGGCAGACCAUUAUUUUUGGUUUUUAUAAAGAAAUUUGUCUGUUAGCUGUAACUGCUUGACAUUUUAUCAAUAUGUCUGGUGU